This is a messenger RNA of Cavia porcellus (domestic guinea pig), 2581 nucleotides long. It is a transcript of the gene Drd2, whose product is annotated as dopamine receptor D2. Gene Ontology annotation, molecular function: dopamine neurotransmitter receptor activity, coupled via Gi/Go; G protein-coupled receptor activity. The transcript is spliced from 8 exons. Gene Ontology annotation, biological process: negative regulation of cytosolic calcium ion concentration; negative regulation of adenylate cyclase activity; adenylate cyclase-inhibiting dopamine receptor signaling pathway. The coding region runs from base 199 to 1539 and encodes 446 amino acids. The record is from RefSeq and is a predicted model, not a curated record. Lineage: Eukaryota; Metazoa; Chordata; Mammalia; Rodentia; Caviidae. Gene Ontology annotation, cellular component: plasma membrane; glutamatergic synapse; presynaptic membrane.
GCUGCCCGCCGGGGCGCUGAACCGCGCGGCGGGGCCGGGAGCCAGGGAUCCGCCGGGAGCGGCGGCCCGGGACGGCUGCCGGAGGCGGCCGCGCGUGGAUGCGGCGGGAGCCCGAAGCCCCGAGCAGCGGGCACCGACUCUGCCCCCGGGCGCCCUAUGGCUUGAAGAGCCGUGCUGCCCAGUGGCUCCGCUACCCCGAUGGAUCCACUGAAUCUGUCCUGGUACGAUGAUGAUCUGGAAAGGCAGAACUGGAGUCGACCCUUCAAUGGGUCGGAAGGAAAGGCGGACAGGCCCCACUACAACUACUACGCCAUGCUGCUCACCCUCCUCAUCUUCGUCAUUGUCUUCGGCAACGUGCUGGUGUGCAUGGCUGUGUCCCGUGAGAAGGCGCUUCAGACUACCACCAACUACCUGAUCGUCAGCCUGGCGGUGGCCGACCUGCUUGUCGCCAUGCUGGUCAUGCCCUGGGUUGUCUACUUGGAGGUUGUGGGCGAGUGGAAAUUCAGCAGGAUCCACUGUGACAUCUUCGUCACUCUGGAUGUCAUGAUGUGCACAGCAAGCAUCCUGAACCUAUGUGCCAUCAGCAUCGACAGGUACACAGCGGUAGCCAUGCCCAUGCUGUACAACACACGCUACAGCUCCAAGCGCCGGGUCACCGUCAUGAUUGCCAUCGUCUGGGUCCUGUCCUUCACCAUCUCCUGCCCAAUGCUCUUUGGACUCAAUAAUACAGACCAGAAUGAGUGCAUCAUCGCCAACCCUGCCUUCGUGGUCUACUCCUCCAUCGUGUCCUUCUACGUGCCCUUCAUUGUCACCCUGCUGGUCUACAUCAAGAUCUACAUCGUGCUCCGCAAACGCCGCAAGCGGGUCAACACCAAGCGCAGUAGCCGCAGUAGCCGAGCCUUCCGGGCCAACCUGAGGGCCCCGCUCAAGGCCAACUGUACUCACCCUGAGGACAUGAAACUCUGCACCGUUAUCAUGAAGUCUAAUGGGAGUUUCCCAGUGAACAGGCGGAGAAUGGAGGCCGCCCGCCGAGCCCAGGAGCUGGAGAUGGAGAUUGUCUCCAGCACCAGCCCCCCUGAGAGGACCCGAUACAGCCCUAUCCCGCCCAGCCACCACCAGCUGACCCUCCCCGCCCAGUCCCACCACGGCUUCCACAGCACUCCUGACAGCCCUGCCAAGCCAGAGAAGAACGGGCACGCCAAAGACCACCCCAAGAUUGCCAAGAUCUUUGAGAUCCAGUCCAUGCCCAAUGGCAAAACCCGGACCUCGCUCAAGACCAUGAGCCGUAGGAAGCUUUCCCAGCAGAAGGAGAAGAAAGCCACUCAGAUGCUCGCCAUUGUUCUCGGCGUAUUCAUCAUCUGCUGGCUGCCCUUCUUCAUCACGCACAUCCUCAACAUACACUGUGACUGCAACAUCCCGCCAGUCCUGUACAGCGCCUUCACGUGGCUGGGCUACGUCAACAGCGCCGUGAACCCCAUCAUCUACACGACCUUCAACAUCGAGUUCCGCAAGGCCUUCAUGAAGAUUCUACACUGCUGACUCUGCCGCCCGCCUGCGCAGCAGCUGCUUCCCACCUCCGGGCCCGGGUUAUCCGGGCCUCGACCCUAGAUCCACGGGCAGAAAGGCCCGAGGGACUGGGCCUGCUCUUCACCCCGCAGGCGCUGCAGUGUUCACGUGGCUCUGCGCCCCUCUGCCCACACCCCCUCACUCUGCCGGGGCAGGGCAGAGCUGGGCCCGGUACCUAUGGCUCAGAGCAGCUCCCAGAGUCUCCCUCUGUCCUCCAGGCCAUCUCUCCUCGGCACCAAAGAUGCAGCCGCCCUCCUUGACCUUCCUCUGGGCACUAGGGGGUCUCUAGGGUGACUGAGGCCGGAGUCAAGGCAAGCAUACUUUAUUGGGUUCCCCCCCUUUUCAUGGGCCUGUGCUGGGGUGGGAGGGACAGUUCUCACCCUGCAAAGCUCACAUGCAGAAGGCCCUGGAAACUUCAGCCCUGGGAGAGCCACGUAAAUACCAGAUAGCACGUGGACCCCAGAGGAAGCCAAGCCAAAAAUCUUAGCUCCCUCCCCAGCCCCGAAGUGCGUCUCCUCUUCCACAGCUCUGGUCCUGGCUCACCGCACUCUGUUACAGCUCCCCAUACAGUUUCUAUGCCCUUGCCCUCGGAGGAAGGAACCCUAAUCUCCAAGGGCCCAGAAGGGUCUGAGGGGAGAGACACGCCAGCCCCCACCCCCCUCAGCCACCUCCCUUCUGCUAGCCUGUGCUGGUCAGCGUGGGAAGAUAAGUAUUGGACCCACAUUUGGGCCUAAGUCGGGGGAACUUUAAGGUUCUUUGAGAAUCCACACCUCCUGCCACCCUCGGACAUAAAGUCUCCCUUUCUCUUCCCUUUGGCUUCUUCUCUCCCCUUUCCCCUUCCAAUGCCUCUGUGUUAGAGGAGCCCCGGCCAGGAGGCUGCUGAGUGCCCUUUGGCGGCCUGGUCCUGCUCUGAGGGAGGAGGGGAAGCUGUAGCUUGGAGGGGCCCCGAGGCCCCAGACUCUGUAACAUCACCAUACAUGCACCGAAAUAAUAAAACUUUGACAAUAACUCUCAA